AUGGACCCGUUGGACGAGCCACCCGUGGCCGACAAGCUCCAGCGGCUCGCGGGGACCAUGGACUCGAUCGCGCACCACGCGGCGCGGCUCGCGCGCGUCAACAACAGCAUCGUCGACUUCAACGAAGGGUUUGCCGCUUUCCUCUAUGGGAUGGAGAUGCUGAUGUUCUGUACCGAGUUUGUGGCGACGCCGCUGGACGACGACUUGCGCGUGCACGCCCGCAAGUUGCGGCGGCGCCAGUUGCGCCAGCGGCUCGCUCAGCUCGAACACGAUAACGCCAUGCUUGAGGCUGAAUUGGACCAGUUACGAGCUGAUAAACAGUUGCAGACUAAUGAUGAGGGCAACACUGGAUUGCAGACAACUAGUGGAGUGGCUCAGACGCCAGCAAAGCGUCCGAGGACCCGAGAUCACCUUAGGGCCAACGGUGGCCAAGGGCGUACUCCCACCAGCAAUGGCGAUGGUGACGUGUUUGCUACUCCUCAAGGUCCUCCUUUAACCAUUACUGCCUCGACCAAGCUGGCCCUGGCCCUCCCCGCCAAACGCCAACGCCCGUUAAACGUAUGGGAACGUCUAUCACGCCUGAAACGCCACCCGGGACUGACACCACAACAUGCUCUGACGUCUCUGACGCCAGCAUCAGCACCACCGCGACGACCGCCGUCGGGGAAGGGCCCCCGGUCGAACCGAGCCGCCGAGCUCCGCGCUCAACAAACCCGCCAGCGGCUUGCCGACCGCAUGGCCAACGGCCGGCGAUGA
Diutina rugosa is the source of this 756-nucleotide messenger RNA. RefSeq names its product Dam1p (gene DAM1). The coding region runs from base 1 to 756 and encodes 251 amino acids. The record is from RefSeq and is a predicted model, not a curated record. The transcript has a single exon. NCBI's taxonomy places the organism in Eukaryota, Fungi, Ascomycota, Pichiomycetes, Serinales, Debaryomycetaceae. Gene Ontology annotation, biological process: mitotic sister chromatid biorientation. Gene Ontology annotation, cellular component: DASH complex; mitotic spindle pole body; mitotic spindle polar microtubule.